AUGGAGCAUACAUCUCCUGUUGCGCGUGACAAUGCUGCUUAUCGUCGAGAGCGUAGGCAGCAACUGCAAACGAUUUUCUCCGCGCAAAAGCGGAAGGAGCGCGACUUGCAUGAUGAGAAUGACGAGGAGGAGGAGCAAGGGUACGAUGAAGGACACAGACAGACGCCAUCACGCCAUCGAUCAUCGACGCAAGAGAAGAAACGAGUGCGGCGUGCAACGAGCCAUGACCUGACUACAGGAUCUAGCGUAGAGCGCGAGACCCAGGAGCAGGUGGAGCUGUUUGUUACUCCCCACCGCAGUCAGCAACAACAGCCUGAGCACGAGGUCACCGAGAUAGACAACGACCCAGUUGGACAAGACGAGCGCAACCGUCACAGAGUCGUGGUGCACCAAAUCGAUGGAACUGGUGAGGGCACACUUGGCGAAUAUGGGCCGGAUAGGGCUAUGCCGUCUGUUGAGACACCAGGAGGGCAAGAGCGUCGACCGACUGCGUCUCGCGUUUCCAAGCCGCCUCGACGGUCUCGAUCACAUCCAACAGCACCGGCUCCCAACUACGGGUACCUCGAUAUAAUCAAGACCAUCCCUGCCCCAGUGCCAGUGUCCUAUAUUGCACCGGGGUCGUCGAGACGGAGGAGCACUAGCCGCAAAUCGUCUCGCCAUGCCACGCCGAUAGGACGUCCGAUUUCAGCCAACAGUCCCAGACAUCGACGUAGCACAUCGUCCCAGGAGCACGAGUAUGAGCCUGGCCCUGCUGUCAAGACCCCUUUGGCCACACUUGAAGAGGACGCUGAGCAUAUGGAAGAACAUCACGAUAGUCAUGACGAGGAUGCGAUCUUGCAAGGCAGCGGACACCAAGAAAAUGCAAUAUCUGGAACGACAACACCAAGCAUACAUGAAGAAGAGGUUCUUGGCCAGAUACGAGUCUCAGGCAACUCACAGGACUUUCGAAUUCGUAAGAGUGCCACUCCUUCGCACAAAGGUCUCGAACGAUCCAGUGGACGUCCGUCGCAAGUCCGCAGUGAUAUCCAGACUGCGUCUCAUGAAGACGAAGCACUCGACCAAGGAUCUUUCCGCCCGGAACCAUUCCAAGAAGACAAACAUGGUGCGGUGGUACGACAAGGUGUAGCUACACGCCCUAAACGCAAUUCCAUGGCUGGAGCAUUUCCAUCCUCACGCCAAACUAGCCUUGUGCCAGUCGAGACUGAAGUCGCCGUCGAAAAGCCACCUCAACGUGGAGAAACUUCAGACCAUAUCGGAAGCGCUUCCAAGAACGAACGUAGUACUUUCACUACGUCUAAUCCAAGUUCGCCUAGGUAUGCUCAGCCAAUUGUCAAGAAGGGAGAUAUAUACGUCGAUUUAGGAUCCGAAAAGAGAGUGGAGCCCAGCAACAUGAGAGUCAAAUAUGCUUCCGCUUCUGCUGCAUCAAAUCACCGUACAUCGAAGACGAGCUUGGAAGAUGCUCGAAUUCUCGACGACAAGUCUAGAAGUAGCCACGCGCCCGUAUCGAGCCCGACCGCCACUGCCAUUCAACAAAGUCCGGGCUAUCUGUCAAACAGUCAUGUUGGAUCUAUGAGGACUGGUGAGCAGUUUCUCCCACGAAAUUCCAAUGCAGGCGAUGGCGAGACGGGUGAACCACCCACCAACGAAGCCCGUAAAGACCAUAGGAAACGUAUUGAUGGAACUGUUUCUAGCAUUACUCGAAGCACGUCGGACAAGUUUCCCAUCCAGGUUCCCAAAGCAACUGGUCCAAACACCGAACCUGACGAUGCACGCUCUGGGGAAACGGGGUAUGGAGAUGUCAAGGAAACUUUGUCCAUGAAAGCCAUCGUCAAGCAGGUCAUUGGCGAGUUGGACAGGCAUGUCGUCCCGCAACUUGUUAGGGCCUUGGAUGAUCCCACUGUCGUUCUUGGGUUGCAAGGUGUAAUACGUGGCAUGUCUGCCAGCAUACAGCCUUUUGACGAGAGUGCUCUCACUGGACUCCGAGAGAGUGUACAGCGCAUGAUCCAGCCAGUUCAGGACAAGAUUCAGGUGCUCAUGACUUCUACAGAUGUAUUGCACCAAUCGGUUGGUAGAGUCCAAGCACUUCCCCAACUUGACGGGCAGUCCGCUACUCGCUUAGUUCGAGAUGACGUCCAAAGAGCCUUACAAGCAAUGGCCAACGCCUUAACCACCAACUUCCAGGAUACGGACGCUUGUACACAGAGACUCGCUGAAAUCAUAAGAGCCUUUGGCGUCCAACAAGCAACUCGGCAGCAUCGCAUUGAAGGGGGCCUUGAGCAGAUAUAUCAGCAGAAUAUGCUAACCCAUCAAGGUCUGGAAGUAUUCUGCCAGCAGCUCGUUCGCGAAAUAGGUGCUCAAAUUCAAGGAGCCAGACGCGAGGACCUGGCCAAACAGGACCAGUGGCAGAACCGGCUCGAGUAUGGUCUUACCAAUAUGCAAGAAGGCAUCAUCUCGGAACUCGCUGCUCAACGCAUGCAGCUGAGCAACAUUGCCGCCGAUGGGAACCGCGCUUUGGAGAAAUUCUCGAAAGACCAGGCUACUACUCAUCAGACGCAAGCACAACGUCAUGAAGUACUGGUCAGCAAACUCGACAAGGCGGUCGAGGGUAACCAAGUCAUAGCUGAGGGUCAAGACGAUAUUGUGAAACGGCUCGAGCAUACUCCCAACGAAGAAGGAAGAGAGAAGGUGAUGGAAGCCCAGUCGACCUUGACCGAAACACCUGGAGCUGUGAAUUCCAGCGGAUUUCGUGACAUCAUCAUCAAUAACCCAGCCUCCGAGUGGCGCAACGCACCCGCCCUCGACGCCAACCCCAGCAUGUCUCGAUUCAAUGUGGAGAUCGAUAGGCUAGGACAAUCUGUGCUCAAGGUCGAAGGCGAGAUUGCCCGGAACACCCAUCAGCUACGCUCCGAGUAUAUCUUGGCGGUUGAGCAACGCUAUCAGGCACUCGAUACCAAGAUUGCCGAAUUGCAUAAGACGUAUGGAUCUGGCAGCGAAGAGAAUGGCAAGCUCGUAGCCCAGGUCAUUGGCGAGGUGAAGAUGUUGAAGGAUAGUGUCGCGAAGGUCUUACUAAACUCUGAAAGCCAUGACAAGAAGCUUAACGACGUCCUGGAAAGCAUGGAGGGACUCAGUCUGCAACAAUCCAAUGUGAAGGAGAUUGUUCAGAGCAUGGAGAAGCUCAAUAUCGAGAACUGGUUCGAGAUGAGAAUGGAGAUGAAGGAACUGAGGGCGAUUGUUGACAUGCUCAAGCCAGUCUUGCAUCCCACAAUGUCAGAGAUCCCAUUGACUCGUGCAUCUAGCGAUCAGAACGCUACAGAGGCCAUGCUCCACGAACAAGUAACGGUGCUGGAGGGGGAACUGGAAAAAGGUGACGCUUCGCGUGGGGACCUCGAAAAGCAGCUCACAACACUGGCACGGAAGCACAACGAGAACGCCAUUGCCACCAAAGGCGCACACAAGCGGCCAAUAGCAGAGAAGGACGGUGCCAUCACUGGCCUACACACAGCCCUUUCCGACCACCAAGCCCAGCAAUCCAGCAUCCGAGUGCAGUACAACGACCACCAAGCCAAAAACCUUGCUUUCAACAAUCGCCAUAGCCAAACAACUACCACCGACUACAACCGAGACGACAAUGACAAUGACAAUGACAAUGACAAUGACAAUGACAGUCUCUAUGCCCUGCCAACACCACCGAUGCCACCACCUAGAAACGAUGAUACUGUGUCAGAUUCAAAAGUUCCUAAUGUGGCACAAGCCCGCAUAGAAUUUCUCAUGCAUGACAUCGCUCGCCUCCGGAAAGCGCUUGAAGAUGAGACAGCCAAGCGCAAGAGGUCACAGGAGUUGGUUGGCAACAUGGUGGACAUGAUGAGUACCGAUGAGUCUUUAAGACGCAAGCUCAACAUCUCUACGCUCUGCAUCCCAGAUCCGCAGAUACAAGCCGAGUCGACUAAUGGUAUUCCACUAGAGACACGAUUCGCACAUCAGGAUACGAAGAUACACCGUUUAAGCGAGGCAUUGAAGGAUGAAAGCAGUCGUAGGCACCGCUUUGCGAAACAAAAUGAUGACCUCCUUUGUGUCAUGGAGAAAGUCGCCCAGUUAGAGCAUAAGAUGGAGUCUGUCAAGGCCGGCUACAUCAAUGGCGAGGAAUUCGAAAAAGGCGUUCAAGAGCUGCGGAGCGGAUCUCGAAGCAUGCAAGCGAAGACGGCCGGUGGUGGCGUGGACGUAAACGCGGUAUUUGGCACGGACGAUGGGAAGGGGAAGGGAAAGGCAACAUUGAGAGCCUUCUCGCCACCUCCAAUAGUCGUACGUACAUCCAGUGUGCACGAAGAGCGGUCGCUAUCAGGUGGAGAUGACGAUGGGGAGGAAGAGGGAAGUGAAGCUUGGGAUACGCAUAUGUCUUAUUAA
Molecule: messenger RNA, 4401 nt
Organism: Dothidotthia symphoricarpi CBS 119687
Lineage: Eukaryota; Fungi; Ascomycota; Dothideomycetes; Pleosporales; Dothidotthiaceae
Exons: 1
Coding region: 1-4401 (1466 amino acids)
Source: RefSeq, a predicted model, not a curated record